Centruroides sculpturatus (bark scorpion) is the source of this 877-nucleotide messenger RNA. RefSeq lists its product as uncharacterized. NCBI's taxonomy places the organism in Eukaryota, Metazoa, Arthropoda, Arachnida, Scorpiones, Buthidae. The record is from RefSeq and is a predicted model, not a curated record. The transcript has 3 exons. Bases 70 to 657 code for a protein of 195 amino acids.
GGGAGACCUCAUCAAAUUCAUCCAAAUUAUGUAACGUCAGUAUUUUCUUCUUCGCCCAAAAGCAAAAGAAUGAGGCAAAAGCAUUUAAACGAGUUUAAGGACUACAGAAAAAGGCACAUUGCACGUAAUGAAAACCGGAAACCUUUAGGUGAAAUUACGCCUAAUGCAGUUAAUUGUGAUGACUUCUCCAGAUCUCUUCAUGGUAGGAAAGGAUCUGAAAUUCUGAUUAAAAAAGAACCAGACUGUGAUAAUGACAUGACUUUUGGCAAUGGAAUUGAAUGCAAAACACGCGACGAUAAACCAGAGAUCGUGUAUUGCGGUACUUUUAAAACUGAAGAUGUACGGCAUAAUUUUGUAACAGUGGAGGUUGAACAGCAUAAUUUGGACUUAGUAGAGGACGAUGAAUAUAAUUUUGUCACGGUAGAAGAAGAACAACAUAAGUUAAGUAUAGAAGAUGAACGAUAUAAUUUUGUUGAAGUAGAAGAUGACGUUCGUGAAAUGGGAAUAGUCGACGAUAUAUACAAUUCGUUUAGUGUUGAAGAUGAAGAUGAUAAAAUAAUCAGGGUAGAUGACAACAACGGAAUUGAACAUGAAAAAUAUAGCUUGGUGAGUAAAAAUAGUUUACUUGAUCAUUUAAAUAAAACUUUUGUCUUGUAAAGUUUAUUUUUAUUUAUAAAAUUGUAUGUGAAAGACUUAUCGGGUUUUAAAAAACUUGCAAAGAAACAAACUCGUUAAUAUGAAAUAGUAAAAUAAAGAUUUAGACCAGUUUAUUCAGUAAUCACAUCAAAUUUAAACAACAUUCAAAGUUAUAAUCUGGAGCCUGAUCAUGUGCAAAGAACUAAAAUAAUGUACAUAUACAUUUAAAAUUUAAAGUCAA